Rhizophagus irregularis DAOM 181602=DAOM 197198 is the source of this 624-nucleotide messenger RNA. Lineage: Eukaryota; Fungi; Glomeromycota; Glomeromycetes; Glomerales; Glomeraceae. The record is from RefSeq and is a predicted model, not a curated record.
AUGACAAAAGCAUGUCAUCGACUGUUUCAAGUAAAUAAAACUCCACUGGAUACGGAUUUAGAGCAAACCUUCAAAUCUCAAAUUCAGGCUCAUUAUCCUAAUAAAAUACGGGAACUUGAUGAUUCAAGUGAAUGGAUUAAAUUAUGGAAUGCAGUACACUCGAUUAGUUCUUAUGUCCGAAAAAUAAAAGAUGCAAUUUAUAUAUAUUUAAAUUUAUUUUCUUGUAAACUUGAUAAAUUUGCUGGACCCGAAGAAGUUAGAAAUUGGAAAAAAUCAGAAAAAGUUAUCAAAGCAAGACAUGACCUUUGGCAUAAAAUGGAUGAUGAUCCAGAUUCACCAUAUACUAUUGAAUCUAUCCUGCAAAAGGUAUUUAUUGAAGAAAAGUUGAAAAAUAAAGAUAAUAUCAAAUUUGGAAUUACUGUAGCAUGGAUGUUUUUAGAUCCAACUUAUGAUCAAAUUGAAAUUUCGUCUUCAAAAGUGCAAGAAAGAAUGAAUCAAUGGGAUUCCAAUCCUAUUAUACAAGACUGGCUUAAAGGCAAAGAAUUAUUUGAAGAUGAUCAAGACGAUCAAAAUAAUGAUAGCGAAGUUGAUCAAGAAAGUGGUGUGAAAGAAAUAAUUAAUUAA